GUUUCUGGGGCGGUGAAUGCCCGACGGUUCAGAGGAAGGGUCACUACGUUACGUGUUUUUUGAAGCGGCCAGAUCUGCUGAGCUUUUCCAGCGACUUCUGUUUUUCCGGUCAAAGGGUGGUUUUGAUCGAUCAAUUCUGGGAGCGUUGAUUGUUUGGCUCGGACGGUCGUUUUGACUGGUCGGCUCUGGGAGCGUUGAUUGAUCGAUUUGGGCUGUAGUUUUGAUUGGUCAAAAGAGGCAGCUGGGCCGCCUGCCAGUUUCGGGUGACUGAGCAUUUUGUUGUGUCCAACGUGUGCGGCCUAGGACGGGAAAUCUACCCCUUUGCCAGAUCUCUGUGAAAACGUUUUAAAUCGAGCACUGUUUGUUUACUUUAAAGGAGUCGAGCAGAAUGAGUGCUGAGCGUAAUCUAGAUGAUGAGGAUACUUUUAAGAUUUUGAUUGCAACUGACCUUCACUUGGGCUAUUUGGAAAAAGAUGCCAUUAGGGGAAAUGAUACCCUUGUUACUUUUGAUGAGAUUUUAAGAUGUGCACAGGAAAAUGAAGUAGAUUUUAUACUCUUGGGUGGUGAUCUCUUUCAUGACAACAAACCCUCUCGUAAGACAUUGCAUAUCUGUAUGGAGCUGUUGAGAAAAUAUUGCAUGGGUGGUAAUCCAAUACACUUCGAAAUUUUAAGUGACCAGUCGGUUAAUUUUGCUUUUAGCAAAUUUCCAUGGGUAAAUUAUUAUGAUGGAAAUUUAAACAUCUCUAUUCCGGUUUUCAGCAUUCAUGGUAACCACGAUGAUCCUACAGGGGCAGAUGCUCUUUGUGCCUUGGAUCUUUUGAGCUGUGCUGGAUUAGUAAAUCAUUUUGGUCGGUCCAUGUCUGUGGAGAAGACUGACAUUAGCCCUGUUCUGAUGCAGAAAGGAAAUACUAAGCUGGCGCUCUAUGGUUUGGGAGCCAUCCCCGAUGAACGACUCUACCGAAUGUUUGUAAAUAAGCAAGUUACUAUGCUUAGGCCAAAGGAAGAUGAAGAUAGCUGGUUUAAUAUAUUUGUUAUUCAUCAAAACAGGUACAAACAUGGAGCUACCAAUUACAUUCCUGAGCAAUUUUUGGAUGAUUUUUUGGACCUUGUCAUUUGGGGACAUGAACACGAAUGUAAGAUAGCUCCGACAAGAAAUGAACAGCAGCUCUUCUAUGUCUCACAGCCUGGAAGCACAGUUGUUACUUCUCUUUCUCCAGGAGAAGCUGUGAAGAAACAUGUUGGGCUGUUACGAAUUAAAGGAAAAAAAAUGAACAUGCGGAAGAUUCCUUUGAAAACAAUUCGCCAGUUCUUUAUUGAGGAUGUUAUCCUUGCAGAUUGUCCUGAUAUAUUUAACCCAGAUCACCCCAGAGUCACACAGAAAAUAGAGGCUUUCUGUGAAGAGAAGGUGGAAGGAAUGUUGGAUGUUGCUGAAAGAGAACGUAUUGGAAAUUCUCGUCAACCAGAAAAGCCUCUAAUAAGAUUGAGAGUGGAUUAUAGCGGUGGUUUUGAACCUUUCAACACUCUUCGAUUUAGCCAGAAAUUUGUUGAACGAGUUGCCAACCCUAAAGACAUUAUUCACUUCUUCCGGCAUAGACAUCAGAACGAUAAAAAAGAUGAUGUGCAGAUUAAUUUUGAAAAAAUUGCAAAUAAAUCUACAGAAGUAUUAACAUUAAGAGUGGAGGAUCUCGUCAAACAGUAUUUCAAGACUGCAGAGAAAAAUGCCCAGUUAUCACUAUUAACUGAAAGAGGGAUUGGAGAAGCUGUGCAGGAGUUUGUUGACAAAGAAGAGAAAGAUGCUAUUGAUGAGCUGGUAAAAUUUCAGUUGGAAAAGACGCAGCGGUUUUUGAAGGACCAGCGCAUUGAAGCUACUGAAGAUAAGAUUGAUGAAGAGGUUCGCCAUUUUCGUGAAACCCGGAGACAGAACACAACUGAAGAAGAUGAAGAAGUUCAAGAGGCAAUGAGUAGAGCCAGAGCGCACAGAACUGAAGGAAAAGAAAUCUCAUCAUUAAUUAGUGAUGAUGACGACAUGAUCAUUUCUGAAGAAAAGGCUGCAGACUCUGGUGAAAGCAGUGCAUCUGUAGCUAACAGAGGGAGAGCCAGAGGUCAUGGAAGGAGCAGCAGUAGAGGCCAGAGCUCUUCCACAGCAAGAGGAGGAUCCAGAAGAGGAAGCAGGAGCAGUGGAAGAGAAACUGGCGACAAAAUAAAAGUCUCCAGCAGGACUUACAAAGCUCCAGUCGUUACUCCCAUAAAGAAUUCAUUAAUCAUGGAUGCUUUUAAAAGAUCGAGCCAGCACCCAGCACAGACUUGGCAUCAAAGUCCUUCUGAGGAGGUCGUAAUUGGUGAUGAUUCAGAUGUGGAAGAACCUUGUCUAUCCAGUUUCUCAAAACAAAAUCAGGGGAAUUCAAGAUCUUUCAGUAGAAGAGGUUCUCAAAACCAGUCUAAAGGAGUAAAUUUUUAUGAUGACGAUGAUGAGGAUGAAUUUGAUCCCUUUUAAAAGUUCUGCAACUCCCAAAGGAAACAGAAGAUAACUACUCAAACUCCCAUAAUGUACUGAUGGCUUAUAUUCUGGAGCUUUCUGUUAACAGUUUCAGUGACAAUAAUUAUCUAAUGAAAGAUUUUUCAACAUUGUUCUUGCUUAAACAUUUGUUACCUGACACAGAGGUGGAUACCUGUCAGUGGAUGUGAAUACUUCAUUUUUGAUUUUUGCAUACGUACGGUACUGUUUUCCAUUUAUAUUUGUAUUCUAUGUGAAUUGUUUUAUUAAAAGAAUACAUGAUACCUGAAA
Molecule: messenger RNA, 2785 nt
Organism: Stegostoma tigrinum
Lineage: Eukaryota; Metazoa; Chordata; Chondrichthyes; Orectolobiformes; Stegostomatidae
Gene: mre11a
Product: MRE11 homolog A, double strand break repair nuclease
Exons: 20
Coding region: 389-2494 (701 amino acids)
Biological process (GO): double-strand break repair via homologous recombination; telomere maintenance; meiotic DNA double-strand break formation
Cellular component (GO): Mre11 complex; nucleus
Molecular function (GO): DNA endonuclease activity; 3'-5'-DNA exonuclease activity; manganese ion binding
Source: RefSeq, a predicted model, not a curated record